AUGCUUGGCGUUUGUGAGAGUUGUGCCAACGAACUUACCGAGGAUGGAGCAGUUAAAUACGGUGGUUUUUGCUCGACAUGUUUCUGCCAAAACUGCUCCAAAAUGGAUAACAUUAUCCGUGAUAACUUAGGAAGUAAUUCAAAUUUGUUUUGGAUGUGCAAUGCAUGCAGUACAAUGAUGCGUAGUGCUCGGUUCAAAAAUGUAAUGAUAUCAAUGAACGCCUCAAAUGCACAAAGUUUCGAAGAGCUGAAAAACGAAAUCCGCUGUAGCGUAUUAGAUGAAAUUAGGCAGGAAAUCCGGACGAGUUUCAAGGAGUUUAUUGAAGUCGUUCCGAAAACUCCUGCUCCUGUUCAAACUGGUAUGUUCUCCGGAUCCUCCAAGAGAAAACGUGACAACGAUGGAAAGAACGAGCCAACCCCAAAAAGAAUGGUUCGUAAUCAACUACGUCGUGGUACGGAUAUCUCCGCUCAAUCUAGUGCCAUUGGUGUACAGGAUCUCAACAGGUUCUGGUUGUAUGUCUCUGACAUAUCUGCUGAAACACCCGAUGAUCUCGUCACGGAAUUGAUACAACAAAGAUUAGGCUCCACUGAUCUAAAAAUUGUUAAAUUAGUUCCCCGGGGAAAAGAUGUGCGCUUCCUAAGCUUUGUGUCUUUCAAAGUGGGUAUGCCGAUGCAUCUGAAGCAGAAAGCAUUGACGGAUUCUACAUGGCCUAGUGAAAUUUCUUUUCGAGAAUUUGAAGAAAAGACUAAUUCACGCAGGGUUUUUUGGAAACCGGCGAUACCUUCCGGUACUGUGACAGAAUCCAGUUCUCCGAGCGUGCGGAGCAACAUGACGAGCAGUACUGCAGAUCAACGCAUGUAA
Armigeres subalbatus is the source of this 861-nucleotide messenger RNA. RefSeq lists its product as uncharacterized. The coding region runs from base 1 to 861 and encodes 286 amino acids. The record is from RefSeq and is a predicted model, not a curated record. The transcript has a single exon. Lineage: Eukaryota; Metazoa; Arthropoda; Insecta; Diptera; Culicidae.